This is a messenger RNA of Tricharina praecox, 1466 nucleotides long. RefSeq lists its product as uncharacterized. Lineage: Eukaryota; Fungi; Ascomycota; Pezizomycetes; Pezizales; Pyronemataceae. Bases 111 to 1178 code for a protein of 355 amino acids. The record is from RefSeq and is a predicted model, not a curated record. The transcript has 7 exons.
CGGGAGAAUCGAACGAACUCAUAGCCAUCACCACGCCCAAGCGUAUCCCACUUCUUCGAACUCAUUUCACCCCACUGGCUACAAGCGCAGAUACCCACGAGCAGGCACACAUGCCGACGCAAUCCGAGACGGCUUCGAUGGCCGAGAUCUCCAGCGGGCCAGGAAACCCCCCAGCACCGCCGGUUCUACCCCUGACGGGCGAAAUUCCGCCGCCGUCCCAGUCGGACGCGCCGAAAUAUGACCCGACGGUCAAGGCAGGAUCCGCGGAGGAAAGAUGCAAAUAUACUCUCAAUCAAUUCGUCGACAGCAAACCAGGGUUGCGCGAAUUCUUCCCGGACAAAAUAUUCGCCGGUUAUGCGGCCAGAGCUGCGAGACUGGUCGACGAGAUAAUCAAGCUGAAGUGUCCCAAAGAAACGGCGCAACAGUUCGCAAUUUUGGUUCUGUAUGAUCUGGCUCUUUUGAUUGACGACAGUAGCUCCAUGUACACCGACGACGACGGCGCGCGGGUGAAAACAUUACACACACUGUUAAAAGCGGUCGCGGAGGUCUACGAGCUUGCCCGCGAAGAGGGAAUCAUGUCCGUCCGAUAUCUCAAUGGCCGACAGGGCCGGAAAAACGUCACUAAGGCCAAGGUUGACGAGGUACACAAAGCAAUUCGAUACCAUGGCCUCACCAUGAUCGGUACACAACUGCAGGAAAAGAUCUUGAAACCAUUCGUCGAGAAAAAAGUGAUGACCAAGCCUUUACUGACGAUGAUUAUAACCGACGGCGCUAUCGAGGGUGAGAGUUCGGGGGUUCUGGAGAAAAAUAUCUACAAUUGCCUUACUAGUCUACAAAGCGGCCCUAAGCCGAAGACGGAGGACGCUGUUGCGUUCAUGUUCGCAAGAAUCGGAGAUGAUCCAGGUGCUAAGGAGCUCAUAGAGAGCCUCGAUAAUCACAAGGAUAUGGACCAGUGGAUUGACUGUCUACCCGUGAACGAAAAAAUAGAAGAUGUCGGCAACGGUUCUGCCGAGCACUGGUCGGUGCUAAGAAAGCUUUUUCUCGGAGCUCUGGAUGCAGACAUUGACCGAUUCGACGUCGUACAAGCCGAAACUCCCAUAGACACCAGUGAAAAGGUGCUGAAGCUCAAAGAUCAUCAUAAAGUACGGCCCCUUGGCGAAGAGGAAGAAGAUGUGUAAAUAUUCGGUGGAAGCAAAGGACAGAUUUGGGAACCCUGUAUUCGUUGGGGGAAUACCGGGUGUGCGACUGGAUCGCCGUGGGUGCGCUAGUUCCAAACAAUACGUUUUAUUGGAGUUGUUUGUCGGUCUGCGAAAUGUAAUUUCAAGUUUCUACGAGUGAAUGUGUCUGGAAUUGAGUGCGCCGGAAGGUCUGAUGCAUGGACGUGGUUGCCCCAAAGGGCCACCAGUGCUCACUGCUCAGAGAUGGCGGAUAAAGUAGACUUAAUUAUAACCUGUCACUAUUGGAAC